GUACCUGAAAACCCAGCGGCCUCUCUGCAUAAUUUUUUACUUUUUAAUUUAUUUUUUUUCUUCCCUUAAAUACUCUCACUUCAAUUCUAUCUCCCAAAAUCCCUACUCUCUUUUUCUUUCCUCUAUUUCCGUUCCAUUUCUUUCUUUUUUCCUCUUAUUUUCGUUCCCCUUUUCUCUCAAGCAACUAUUUUCCUUUCAUUUCUUUCACCUUUUCUCUUUUGUCAAACAUUUCAAAAUGCGAAUGAGCUGUAAUGGAUGUCGGGUCCUUCGUAAAGGCUGCAGUGAGAACUGUAGCAUUAGACCCUGUUUACAAUGGAUCAAAAGCCCUGAAUCCCAAGCAAACGCCACCGUUUUUCUCGCCAAGUUCUACGGCCGUGCCGGUCUCAUGAACCUCAUCAACGCCGGCCCCGAACAUCUCCGUCCUGCUAUUUUUAGGUCAUUAUUAUACGAGGCUUGUGGGCGGAUUGUGAACCCUAUUUACGGUUCGGUCGGGUUAUUGUGGUCCGGAAGCUGGCAACUUUGUCAAGCCGCCGUGGAAGCUGUGUUAAAAGGUGCUCCGAUCACGCCGAUUGCUUCGGAAGCCGCUGCAAAUGGUCAAGGGCCGCCUCUUAAAGCAUACGACAUUCGUCAUGUUUCCAAAGAUGAGAACUCUGCAGCGUCCAACGAUGUUCAUCGAGUGAAGACUCGGUGCCGAGUGAAGAGAACUGUCAAGCCGAAGUUGAAUAAGCCGCUGGUGGAGGAAGAUAACCACAACGCAGAAGCUGAUGCGCGGUGUUACGCCGAUGAAGGAAACCGUUCGACGAGUCACGAGUCUUCGUUGAGUCACCAGUCGGAGUUGGCGGUUAUGGAUGGGGAAAGUAAAGAAACCGAGAGCAUGAUCUCGGAGGAAACAGCGGCGGCAUCGCAGUUGUUUCCGACGGAACCAGAGUUCAGAGGUAAGCUUUCAGAGGACAGGACGGCGGAGGUAAGGGGCGAGAUUGGGCUGGAGCUGACGCUUGGGUUUCAACCGGUAAAAUCACGUGCGUGUCACGUGGUGGUACCUGUGAAGAAAAGGAAGGUGGUUGUGGCAUACGGCACGUGCGAGAAUAGUGAAACGUGUAAGGUAGAGCUGGGGCUGGAUUAUCCGGCUUAAAAGGCUUUUGAAAGAAAGGAUAGGUUGGUCCAGUUUUGGCGGAUAAGUUUCGGCAUUUGUUUAUUUUGCAUAGAAGAGUUGUGGGUGGGGUUUUUUUUUUUUUUGUAUUUUCUUUUGUUUUGUGGUAAGUUCUUUUUUGGUUUUUAUUUUCCCUUUAUGUUCCCUUUAUGAAAAGGAAAAAAAGGAAGAAUGUACAAAUGUGGUUAACAUGAAUAGAAAUGAUAAAUUUAUAGAGGGAA
This is a messenger RNA of Durio zibethinus, 1371 nucleotides long. RefSeq names its product LOB domain-containing protein 40 (gene LBD40). Gene Ontology annotation, biological process: regulation of gene expression. The record is from RefSeq and is a predicted model, not a curated record. NCBI's taxonomy places the organism in Eukaryota, Viridiplantae, Streptophyta, Magnoliopsida, Malvales, Malvaceae.